This is a messenger RNA of Schistocerca cancellata (South American locust), 1151 nucleotides long. RefSeq lists its product as uncharacterized. The record is from RefSeq and is a predicted model, not a curated record. NCBI's taxonomy places the organism in Eukaryota, Metazoa, Arthropoda, Insecta, Orthoptera, Acrididae. The transcript has 5 exons. Bases 135 to 1151 code for a protein of 338 amino acids.
UGUGUGUGUGUGUGUGUGUGUGUGUGUGUGUGUGUGUGUUUGUCGUCUUUUUUCGACAAACGCCUUGAUAGCCGAAAGCUUAUACUGUGACAGUCUUUUGGUUGUGCCGAUCUGCGACCCAGCAUCUCCGCUAAAUGGAGGAGUGCGUGGUGCAGCUGCCGCCACCCCCACCGCCGGGCGUGGACCCACGCCUGUGCUACGUGUGCCAGCUCAAGAAGCUGAGGGAGGAACGCGCCGCGUCAGCACCCAGGGAGCCGCCGGAGGUCACAGCCGCCAAGGAGCGGGUGAUAAACCUGGAUAUUAUGAGGGUCGACGCAGGAGGCGCAAUAGAUGCUAUGAAAGAGGCGGACGCCCGGCGGUCAAGAAAUAUAGAAUUCGCUCUCUACAACAAACAUAUCGGCGAGCAACGGCGGAUGGACAUGAUGGAAGAAAAGCAGAGGAAUUUAAACGCGCCGCCUAUGUCGGAUGUGCUUUAUCAGCGGCCCACGUCACCACGCGAGAAUGACGCGUACUACGUGGAGAUACGGGAGAUGGCGAGGAAAAAACGCGAAUCGGAUCAGAAACAAGCGGAAAAGCAGCACAAGGAAGACUGCGAAACGUUGAGAAAUCUCAUACGAGCCGCUGAGGAAGCCAGGUGGAACGAAGCGAGAGAGCGGAAGACGGCGAUGGACACCCAGCGAGGUGACCUCAUGGUACAGUGGGCGGAAAAGCGAGAAAGGGACAGCAGGGAGCACAAGGUGGUGGACAAGGCGCUGCCCGACCUGAUGGGGCUGCCGUCGGACGAGCAGGCGUUCCGGGACAGGCGGCGCCAGGCGCUGGAGCUGGCGGACUUCAACCGCGGGCAGAAGGACGAGAAGCUGGGCCGCGACCGGAGCUGGCGCGAGGACAAGCUGGCCUGGGAGCGGCGCUGGCUGGACACGCUGGCGCGCGAGGCGCAGGCCGAGCGGUGGCGGCGCGCCGUGCUGCAGCACGCGGCGCAGGGCGGCCUGGUGUGCACGUGGCGCGACCAGGCCGCCGGCAAGGGCCGCCGCGACGCCGACGAGCGCGCCUUCCUGUCGCGCCCGGCCGGCUUCGUCAUCACCGACAUCUGCCCGCGCUGCGAGCGCUGCUUCCGCCGCCUCGGCUACCCCUCCGAGAGCAUCAAGAAGUGA